Messenger RNA from Pogoniulus pusillus (Red-fronted tinkerbird), 1322 nucleotides. It is a transcript of the gene GALR1, whose product is annotated as galanin receptor 1. Lineage: Eukaryota; Metazoa; Chordata; Aves; Piciformes; Lybiidae. Gene Ontology annotation, molecular function: galanin receptor activity. Gene Ontology annotation, cellular component: plasma membrane. The record is from RefSeq and is a predicted model, not a curated record. Gene Ontology annotation, biological process: negative regulation of adenylate cyclase activity; G protein-coupled receptor signaling pathway; positive regulation of cytosolic calcium ion concentration. The transcript has 3 exons. The coding region runs from base 1 to 1071 and encodes 356 amino acids.
AUGGAGUCGGAGGGUCUCAACCUGUCCCGGGCUGGGGCAGAGCCGCCGCGCGGGGACUUCAACCUUUCCAGGCUGCCGGAGGCAGAGGGGAAGCCUCUCUUCGGCAUCGGCAUCGAGAAUUUCAUCACCUUAGUGGUCUUUGGUCUGAUCUUCACCCUGGGCGUGCUGGGCAACUCUCUGGUGAUCACGGUGCUGGCGAGGAGCAAGCCAGGCAAGCGUCGCAGCACCACCAACAUCUUCAUCCUCAACCUGAGCAUUGCUGACCUGGCCUACCUGCUCUUCUGCAUCCCCUUCCAAUCUACGGUCUACGUGCUCCCGAACUGGGUGCUGGGUGCCUUCAUCUGCAAGUUCAUCCACUACUUCUUCACCGUCUCCAUGCUGGUGAGCAUCUUCACACUCUCAGCCAUGUCUGUGGACCGCUAUGUGGCCAUCGUGCACUCCCGACGCUCCUCAGCCGUACGUGUUUCCCGCAACGCACUGCUGGGUGUGGGGCUCAUCUGGGCGCUGUCCUUUGCCAUGGCCUCACCUGUGGCUCACCACCAGCGCCUCUUCCACCGCGAGGCCAGCAACCAGACCUUUUGCUGGGAGCACUGGCCCAACCCACACCACAAGAAGGUCUACGUGGUUUGCACAUUUGUCUUCGGAUAUCUACUCCCACUGCUACUCAUCUCCUUCUGCUAUGCCAAGGUUCUUAAUCAUUUGCAUAAGAAGUUGAGAAACAUGUCAAAGAAGUCAGAAGCAUCCAAGAAAAAGACAGCACAGACUGUGUUGGUGGUGGUGGUGGUUUUUGGCAUCUCCUGGCUGCCACAUCACGUGAUUCAUCUCUGGGCUGAAUUUGGAGUUUUCCCACUGACUCAAGCCUCCUUCCUCUUCAGAGUAACUGCACACUGCCUGGCUUACAGCAAUUCUUCAGUGAACCCCAUUAUAUAUGCAUUUCUCUCUGAAAAUUUUAGGAAGGCCUACAAACAAGUCUUCAAAUGCCAGAUAGGUAACGAGUCGCCUCUGAACGAUGCAAAGGAAAACAAAAGCCGGAUAGAUACACCUCCAUCUACCAACUGCACACAUGUGUGAACUUUGGCAAGUUCUGUAUGUUGGCUCUUCAUUUUUUUUGGUCAACCAAACACCUAGAGAACAAAGCACAAUGAGCUUUAUCCUGGGUUUAUCUCGGUAAAGCUAAUUGGUAUUUAAUGUAGUGAAGUUGUGUUUGUGGCAAAAGUUUGAGAAACUGGCAUGAAAGAGAGUGGGGCUAAUCUUUUGCAUCUUAGAUAGCUUUGUCAGACGAAGCUCUUGGACCUUGAAAAUGUACUUGGGGAAAAAAGUGU